AUGUUUGAUGUCGAGCUAGGGGACGUGGGGGAGUUGGGCAGUUGCUCCGGUCGGCAAUUUCGUUUUUUUGCGCGCUACCCGCCCUUCUUGCUGUACGCCGCAGCGGCUGCCCUCUUCGCGUACCUACUUUUUGGCCACAACAAUGUUGCAAACGCGAAUGCCAUUGGUGGCGCGUCGCUGACGUGUUUUAUUUUCGCCCGCACGCUUCGCGGCAGCCUGCAGUUUCUCUGGCGUGAGCGCGGGCGGUUGACGUUCGCGCGCGUGUCGGCGUUCACUGCGCUCCUGGCGCCAGUAGGGCUCAAGGGGCAGGGCGCCAUCCACACGAUCCUCGCCGACAUCGUCCUCCUCCCGCUGUGUGUAGCGGUGUCGGCCUUCCNAGGGGCAGGGCGCCAUCCACACGAUCCUCGCCGACAUCGUCCUCCUCCCGCUGUGUGUAGCGGUGUCGGCCUUCCACAGCGUUGGCGCCUUCGCACAUUUGGGCUUCAUCAUCUACCCACACCAUGCCACACGGUUGUGGGUGUUCGGCGUCAUCCCAGUGUGCGGUUUGAUUCUCACCGCCUUCCGCUGCGAUGUGCUUCUACCCAUGGAACGGACAAACAUGCUUAA
Trypanosoma grayi is the source of this 606-nucleotide messenger RNA. RefSeq lists its product as hypothetical. NCBI's taxonomy places the organism in Eukaryota, Euglenozoa, Kinetoplastea, Trypanosomatida, Trypanosomatidae. The transcript has a single exon. The record is from RefSeq and is a predicted model, not a curated record. Bases 1 to 606 code for a protein of 201 amino acids.